Messenger RNA from Candidula unifasciata, 249 nucleotides. The record is from the annotation of a GenBank genome assembly. Lineage: Eukaryota; Metazoa; Mollusca; Gastropoda; Stylommatophora; Geomitridae.
AUGUCUGAAAUUGGAGAAAAACCUCCUGCUCCACCCAUGAGACUUGAGAGCACCAGGGAAGCAUCUCUGUCUCAAGAAACCAAGCCUUUACCCAGGGAACCAGACGGUAAAGAGGAAAGAAAAAAGCAAAAAAUGAUUAAAGGUGGUAAGAUUUUCAAGCCUAUCAAUGACAAGCCAGUGAUAUCUCACCCAUCGAACUUUGAGCACACUGUUCAUGUUGGCUUUGAUGCUCACACAGGGGAGUUUACG